AUGGCGCCGGUCCCUCGCUAUUCUCUACCGUCAAACCUAUUCUUCUGCUUCGCACUUCUCGGAACAGUGCGCUCCAAUCAUGGCGAUUUUCAUCGCGUAUCAACCCUGGGAAAACGCACCGUCUCUCGGGAGUCACACCUUCAGCAAUUCUCCUACAAUCGGCCUCCCCAGUUAGGUGUCGAGCGGACAAAGCUCAAAAUCUCCUCAACAGGCGGUGCCUGCUGGACGCCGCUCGAGAAUGUCUGGUGGCGCGAGGAAUUUUGGACCCAACUGGUCAUGAUCCCGAUAAACGCGGCAUCCGAAUUGCCGGAGCCCGCAGCAGGACGACCGACAGGGACAAGUUUGAAAAUUGCAAAGAAUGCGACCAUGACAACGACAUUGACUACGACCACUCCAGUGACCUUCGUCGCUCGCGGAUAUCCUUCAGCGGAGCGACACCAGGAGAGUUGUCACGGGGGUGAUAGUGAGGAUAGUGGCAAUCCUGCCGCCACGGCAGCCACAAGCGUUCAGCUCGGUGCCAGUCAAGACAAGCCGACUGUGCUGGACGAUGACCAGUCAGUUGAUAUCCCCGACGCUGCUGCCUCUGACGACGAAAAACCCACCUUCGAAGUCACGGACCCGAUAACCCACAGGGGACUCUCCCCCUCGCUAACUUUGUCUGGAGGAUUUGCCGAGCCAGACACAGAGGAUGGAAAGGAUACUUCAGACAGUCUAGCGAAGUACAACACGCGUGACCCUGUACGCGACGAGAAAGGAGGAAGCAACAAAUCACACAAGGACAACGCUUUCCACACUUGUACCCUCACCAGAGGCAAUGGCGGUAAUGAGCGUAGUGAAAGUGGCAUAGGUUCAGAUGCACCAGCAUCUAUUGGCCAAAUCCACGAUGUCUUUGCCGAAUUUGAGGAGACCUUCGGCAUGGCUAGGCGGAAGCAGAACACGGUUACGACAUUACGUGACUGUCCGGAUCGUGACGUCACAGCACGCUCUAUCCCACGCCCUGUCCGUGCUGCGGUCGACGGCGCCGCGGACAUGGAGCAACUUGCAGAGGCCGUAAGCGGUGAUGUUGGCUGUAACUACUUGUCAAAGGAAGAGAUCGAGAAUGGGACCACAUUCCAAUCUAGACAGGAGAGCGAUGGACAAAAGACACAGACCGAGGAUAUUAGUCCCAGUGUAUUUCCACAUCGGCUAGCGACUGUCGCACGGGUGAGUUCUAUAUCGGCGCUGUUAAGUCUCAUCCUGGUUCUGACAUGUAGUAUAACAGAAAGUACUAGUACCGUUACAGGACCUCCGCCAUCGACGCCUUCCAUGGUCACGCAUCAGGCUACUCGACCUGAUGCUAGCGCUGACACCCAAGGAGCACCGAAUCGAAAACGAAUUCGGCCAUGUACCCAACCCGCAGUUCUCUCCGACGAUAACGCUACCCGCAAACGGCGUCACUGCGCAACGAAGGAGACGUGGAAGGCAAGAGAGACCAGAGAGGCACAGGAGAAGUUCGAGGCCAAGCUGUCUCAGACACUGUUGAACCCAUACCGGAAGAAACAGACUCACUUUCAUUGGCCCUAA
Messenger RNA from Rhinocladiella mackenziei CBS 650.93, 1563 nucleotides. RefSeq lists its product as uncharacterized. Lineage: Eukaryota; Fungi; Ascomycota; Eurotiomycetes; Chaetothyriales; Herpotrichiellaceae. The transcript has 4 exons. The record is from RefSeq and is a predicted model, not a curated record. Bases 1 to 1563 code for a protein of 520 amino acids.